AUGGCUGCAAUCAACGGACACAUCCAUGAUCCUGAGCAUAACGGACGACUUGACGAUGCCGAGCUCCUCGCUUCCAAGGCGGAUGCUUCCCAUGAGGAGCGUAUGCACUGGGCGGCUCUGACGGACGAGGAGAAGAUCACCGAGAAGAAACUCCGCAUCAAAAUCGACUGUCUGAUUAUGCCGCUUGUUAUUUUGAUCUAUUUGAUGAAUUACAUAGAUCGCAACAACUAUGCCGCUGCACGACUUCAGGGCUUGGAGAGAGACUUGAAACUCACUGGUGAUCAAUACCAAGUCGGAUUGAGCAUUCUUUUCGUCGGAUAUGUCUUGAUGCAAGUCCCAUCGAAUCUCCUUCUCAACUAUACCGGCCGACCAUCACUAUACAUCGGAUUCUUCACUAUUGCAUGGGGACUGGUUAGUGCAUGCACAAGCCAAGUCAAGACAUACGGAGAAAUCGUGGCUUGCCGCUUCAUACUGGGUCUUGUUGAGGCCCCAUUCUUUGCCGGGGUACUGUUCUUCCUCUCCAAAUGGUAUAAGAAGGAAGAACUAUCAUUGCGCAUGGCUAUUUUCUACUCUGGCUCGCUCAUUUCAGGAGCUUUCGGCAACCUUAUUGCAGCAGGAAUACUCUCCGGCCUCGACGGAGCCAGAGGGCUUAGCGCUUGGCAAUGGCUCUAUAUCGUCGAAGGCGCUAUCACUUGUUUCUUUGGCCUGUUGGUUUGCCUAGUACUGCCGGAUUUCCCAGAUACCUGGAAAGCACUAUCCCCAGAGAUGAAACGAGUCGCCAACAGGAGACUCGCGAUCGAUGCCGCAGAGGCCGAUGUUGAUGACGCAGGUGCGAUGAGUCAAAUCCGUGGCAUGAAGCUCGCAUUCCUCGAUCCCAAAACCUACGUCCUCGCCCUCGCGUACCACGCCAUCACCGGCGCCGCUGGGUUUCAAAACUUCUUUCCAACGCUGACGCAGACUCUGGGCUACUCCCGGACUAUUUCUCUCCUCCUGGUUGCUCCGCCAUAUAUCUUCAUCGUAUUCUGGUCGCUGUCUCACAGCUUUAUGUCUGACCGCCUUGGCAACAGGUUUUGGUUCUUCAUGUAUCCGGUACCUGUGACGAUCGUGGGAUUCGUGAUCUUUAUGACCACGAAUUCGUUCGGACCUCGGUACUUCAGCUUCUUUUUGAUGAAUUUCGUGUUCACAAUGAACGGGACGUGCUAUGCCUGGAUCAGUAACGCCAUUCCACGCCCUCCAGCAAAGCGAGCGGCCGCGCUAGCAUUUAUCAAUGCCUUUGGAAAUGCUGCAUCCAUCUGGACACCGUUUACAUACUACACAGGGCAAGGGAACCAUUACCCGGUGGCUUUGGGUAUCUGUAUUGGACUGCAGGUACUCGCCGCUUGCAUGGGCCUUCUGCUGCGUUUUAUCCUUCAGCGUCAAAAUAAACGUCUGGAGAGGCUGGAGGACGAGAAUGCCCAGUUGAGUGAUCGAGAGAUGGCCAAGUUACGGAAGACGGCAGAGUUUGAGGGGAUCGACAUUGCGACAGCUAGGAAGAUGCAGAAGGGCUAUCGUUUCAUGAUCUGA
Messenger RNA from Exophiala bonariae, 1563 nucleotides. RefSeq lists its product as uncharacterized. NCBI's taxonomy places the organism in Eukaryota, Fungi, Ascomycota, Eurotiomycetes, Chaetothyriales, Herpotrichiellaceae. Gene Ontology annotation, molecular function: transmembrane transporter activity. Bases 1 to 1563 code for a protein of 520 amino acids. Gene Ontology annotation, cellular component: membrane. The transcript has 5 exons. The record is from RefSeq and is a predicted model, not a curated record. Gene Ontology annotation, biological process: transmembrane transport.